GUUGGAAGUCGGACUCACAGACACGGAGGCCGCUGUACGGUAUGGGGUUCUUGUGUCUUUGGACUCCACGUUCGACCACCAUUUGGUAAAACUGUUUUCCAUAGUAACAACAGUUGUCAAAAUUACUUGUCAUUGUGCUAAUUUAAACUGAAACUUACCCUGAACACUCGAUCGAAAUGCCCACCCUAUGGAAUUACCCGGACACCGCCCUUCAAGAUGAGCUGCGCAAGAUCGCCAACGCAAUAGUCACGCCGGGAAAAGGUAUUCUGGCCGCCGACGAAUCGGUCUCGACCAUGGGUAAACGGUUGCAAGAGAUCGGCGCCGAAAAUACUGACGAAAAUCGAAGAAAAUACCGUCAGUUACUGUUCACCACAUGUCCUACCAUCGGGGACUACAUUUCUGGGGUGAUUUUGUUUCACGAGACGGUUUAUCAAAAGUCCGACUGCGGGGUACCUUUUAUAGAACUGCUGAAGCAAAGGGGUAUAAUUCCAGGCAUAAAGGUCGACACCGGAGUUGUACCGUUGUUCGGGGCGCCGAACGACGAAUGUACCACCCAGGGCUUGGACGAUUUGGCCAAACGUUGCGCCCAGUACAAGAAAGAUGGUUGUCAUUUUGCUAAGUGGCGUUGCGUACUGAAGAUUACGGAAAAUACACCCUCUUAUCAAUCUAUAUUGGAAAACGCUAACGUUUUGGCCCGUUAUGCCUCAAUUUGUCAAGCCAAUCGAAUAGUUCCGAUCGUCGAACCGGAAAUCCUUCCCGAUGGGACGCACGACAUGGAACGGUGCCAGAAAGUCACAGAAACUGUUUUGUCGUUCGUGUACAAAGCUCUGCACGACCACAACAUUUUCCUUGAAGGGACCUUGCUGAAACCCAACAUGGUUACACCGGGACAGGCUUUCAAAGAGAAGGCGUCCCCCGAAGAUAUUGCUCUGGCAACGGUCACAGCCCUUCAACGUACCGUUCCACCGGCCGUGCCGGGUGUCACCUUUUUAUCCGGUGGUCAGUCCGAGGAAGAGGCCACAAUCAAUCUCAGCGCAAUGAACGCACUGGAGGCGAAGAAGCCGUGGGCGCUGACAUUCAGUUAUGGUAGAGCGUUGCAGGCUUCAGUGCUGAAGGCCUGGGGUGCCAAAGACGAGAACGUUAAAGCCGGUCAAAAUGAGCUGUUGAAACGCGCGAAGGCUAACAGCGAAGCGGCACUUGGCAAAUACGUGGCGGGAAGUGUUCAGGGCACAGGCGGGGAAUCCAGUUUAUUCGUCAAGAAUCAUGCAUAUUAAUAUUCGAGCAAUUCUUUUACUAUGCUUAUAUUGCGAAUUUAUUUAAUAUACAAAAUUUUGAUAGAC
Aethina tumida (small hive beetle) is the source of this 1340-nucleotide messenger RNA. Its product is annotated as fructose-bisphosphate aldolase-like. Bases 177 to 1274 code for a protein of 365 amino acids. The record is from RefSeq and is a predicted model, not a curated record. Gene Ontology annotation, cellular component: cytosol. Lineage: Eukaryota; Metazoa; Arthropoda; Insecta; Coleoptera; Nitidulidae. Gene Ontology annotation, biological process: fructose 1,6-bisphosphate metabolic process; glycolytic process. Gene Ontology annotation, molecular function: fructose-bisphosphate aldolase activity. The transcript is spliced from 2 exons.